This is a messenger RNA of Linum trigynum, 2262 nucleotides long. Lineage: Eukaryota; Viridiplantae; Streptophyta; Magnoliopsida; Malpighiales; Linaceae. The record is from the annotation of a GenBank genome assembly.
GUCAAUUUGGAUGGUCAACACCAUUGACCGUUAGUCAACACGCCAUGUCAUUGCCUCGUCAGCCUAAAAAUCAUUAAUUCUCACCAAGAUUUUCAAUCCUUUUACUUUUCAAGUCUUUCUUUUUAAUCGUAGAUCGUAGAGAUUUUCACAACAUCAUUCGGCUAGAUAAUGUUUCAAGCAGUCGAAGUAGGGGUACAUGGGCCGGCUCGGAUCGAUAUUUAAACAUACUUGCCCUAUAUUGCACCCAUUUAAGGUUUAUACUUGGGCCUUAGGUGGGAUUUAAGUGUGAUAUUCGGGUUGAGGUAGAGGCAAAUGGUGGCGACAAGGAGAGACGAAGGGAGGGGGAGGCGGCAGUUGGAGGCUACAGAGGGGGGUAGAGUGGGAGGAGAGUGGGAGGCAGAUGGUGGCGACAGGGAGAGGGAGGCGACUUGGAGGCAUAGGGAGUGGGGCGGUGGAGAGCAACGGUAUGGAGAGAUUGAGGGAGGGGGAGGCGACAACGAAAGGUGGAGGAAGUCUCGCCAGAUAUUGGUUAUGGAUAUUCUCUCAUACAUGCUUACAAAGCUCAAGAAGAUGGUGGAAUUACAAGUUUCUAUAUUGAUGAUGACCAUAAUCAAGCGAAGGACACUCACUUAGUAUUUGUUGUUGACACAUUGAUUUUCUAUGAUGCUUCCUAUGAUCAGGUUCUUAAUAUUCUAGCAACCCUCGUGUGGUUCCAAACCAUCACAGGUGGAAAUAUCCAUGACGUGUUUUUAUAGUUGUCGACUGAUUUUCGUUUGAGGGUGGAGAAUUCCACACUAAAUUAUACAUUAGAAAAUUUAGAAUAAACCACUAGUGAUGCGUAACUAUGUAAAAUGUAGAGUUAUUUAUAUAAUGUGGAAGGUUAAUAUGUGGUACAAAGUUCUCUAUAAUAUGUUAGUAGACUAGUAAAACUACUAAACAUGAGGUGUUUGAUUUGAAUAUUAUAGGUAUUAUACAAAUAUUGUUAUUUUCGUGUCUUAAUCUCGAGCCAAGGUGGGUCCCGAGCUAGCUGAGCCACUUGGUAUAGGAUAGGGUGAAUCAAAGGUUUCAUCGUUGGUUGGAUAGCGGUGUUAAAUUAAUAGAUCAUGUCCAGGGUGAAUUAUCGCAAGAACAAUGGCAUCAAACAGUGGUGAGCUUAACCAUCGAAUCAGGUGAGUGGUCUUGGGCUCAAUUCAGAGCUGAUACAUACGAUAAGUGAAGGAAAGACCCACAUCUCAUAGCGCCCGGGGAACACAAGUUUGAAUGAAGGCUAGAAGAAGAGGGGGGGGGGUUAGGGGGACGUCAGUCUUUUUCCUAUAGUUGUCUUCCCAGAAACUGGGUUUAGGAAUUGUCCACCUAAGCGCCCUGAAGAGCAGUGACUCAGUUGCAGCGCACCAAUUGAGAGAUACACUAAAUGUAUCAAAGCUCAAUCGAAAAAAAGAGCAAUCAAUUAGAUCCUUACGUUACGCUCCUGGGACUCCUCUCCUCGGCACAGGGAGUACGGGCCUUCAUCUCCAGGAGAAAAGCAUCGAGUGUGCGGGCGCAGCUUUCGACAAAACAAAUUCAUUCAUUCUCGAAGUUAUUAGGAAUGCAGCAAAUCCCCGGCCGUGCUGGUUCUUCCCUCCACACGUUCUCAACCUGAUCGAUAAAGUGAAGUACCUAGAAUUGGAAGAAAAAGAUUUCAAUGACUGUUCAAAAUUGAACCUAUACCUUUUCGAUUGAGAUUCCAAACAAAUUCUUUUUUCUUAUUCAAUUUUUUAUUGCGUUGAUAGCUCUUUUCUUUAAAGCUUAUGCCGUAGAAGCUGACAUCCGGCUACUUCUUAUGGUGAACGGGCACCGAUUGAUUGGGUUUAGAAAAGGUCUUCCGUACCACCGCAGCCUAUUCGUGUUUAGCCUUAAAUUGACUCUUCUUUUUUAUAGAGGAACUCGAGUUGGACGUCCCAUCCGUACUUGAGAAGCGGCUAGCUAAACCAGGAUCUAGACGUAGCAUAUAAUAAGCACCCAGGAUCUGAAAGAGAAGAAAAACUUUCCGGAAUGGCUUCCCCUUUAUUUAGUAGCUUCUGCAAGCAUAUGCUAGCUGUGCAAGAAGGGAGAGGAGAGUAUUAAAUAUUGAUCAUAUUUUUGUCGACUGCUAUCAUGAAAUUGCAACCCCAUCAUAAAAUCAAACUAUAUGUCAUUUGAGAGCACUUCUACUAUGCUAUAUAGUAUUGAUGCUUUAAUGUACAACUCAAAGUUGUACCAUAACAUUAAAUGUAUAAGUUUAGG